UUGAGAGGACUCAUGGCUAUGGCUAUAACAUCAAACCUCAUCCAAAACAAGCGGGCUCACAACCACCACAUUUUACUUCACACCCACCCACGUAGACAACGGGAACAUGGCGAUGGCAAUAGCCAGGCCGCCGGCAACCAUGUCCUCCGCGACGGCCUCUUCAAGUUCCAAUCGGAAGCCACCGUUUUCAUCACCCGCCACCAUCUCCAUCAAAUCCCAUCGGAGCCUGAGAGUUUCAAGAAGGGAUUUGUUGAGUGCAGGGCUGAGUUUCAUGCCUCUGCUCACUAUUCCUCCCCCGCCUACAAAACCUAAGGAAGUUGAAGGUGGAUCUUACCUUCCUCCAUCGCCACCCGUCCCUUCUUUUGUCGUCUACAAAGCCAAACCCACCAUUGACACUGCUUCAGUUGAUUUCAGGAAAUGUACAGCCAUACAGAUUUAUUCUUCCUCCUACAUGGAAACAUACUCGUACGGAAAACAUAUCUUAUGGGAACUACUGCCAACCAAAGUGUGCAGAGUCCAGAUGAAGUCCUCAAAACAUCCAUUGAGAAGUGUGGUGAUCUAACGUGCAGGUUUGCUCUUGAAACUCGUUAUGAAUUGACUGGGUCCGUCAACCUCGCGGAAGCAACAGCAGUUGGAGAUACGGCUGCCCCCUUUGUGGCCAGUGCCAAUCAGAAACAUUGGAAUUCAUCCACUAGAAGAUUUAGAACCAAUCCUUGAUUUCUUUCAUGGGAAAAGUCUGUAUCUUCCAUUUUUUGUUCAUUCUGUAGUUGUAUUCCAUAUUUCCAUCUAGGUGUGAAUCUGGCCCGAGUUCUGAAACUUGACCUAGACUGGGCAGGUAAAAAACUGAAUUGGAGCCCAUUUUUUGGUUCCAGACCUGAACCGGUAUGACACAAGAUCAAACAGGUUCCAGUUUUUUCAAGACUGGAUCAGUUUGGGUCCCUUUUUUUGGAAAAUUUGCUGAAUAACUGGAAUGCGUGUAUAACUUACCCUAGAACCACAGCCUAAUACAGUUUUAUGGCUAGGUGUACUUUUGUACUUUUGGACAUGUAAUCAGCUGGUGUCCUUAAUUCCAGUUUACAUGAUACUCCGUAUUUACUAUCAUUUGGUCAAACAGCUACUUCUUUCAUAGUUUAUAUUGUUAAAUGUUCUUCUAUAAGUAAAUAGCAUUGAUGUUUUAUUUAAUGUAAAUCUGGACGUAGAGUUUAAUUUUAUAAGUUUUGGUGUGCUUUGAGUA
Cuscuta europaea is the source of this 1234-nucleotide messenger RNA. Lineage: Eukaryota; Viridiplantae; Streptophyta; Magnoliopsida; Solanales; Convolvulaceae. The record is from the annotation of a GenBank genome assembly.